AUGUCACUGUCACUUGUCACUGUCUGUGUGUUAGUUAGGUUAGGUUAUAAAAUAAAGAAAAACAGUGUUAAGUUAAAAUACAAAUAGAUUGCCUUUGCCUAUUAACUAUAUAAACUGGAAAGUAAAAUGGUUUUAUUAAAUACUGCUGUCAAUUUUAAAUUAAUAUAUAGAAGUAUCAGUAAACGCGCUUUCAAUUGGUAUGAAGAGGGAUUACAACAUCAUGGCUUUAAAUAUUAUCCAAAAAAUGCUGUGCGUACUGACCCUUCCAUGAACCCUGCAAAGUUAUUUAGAGUGGAAUUAAAAAAACCAUUUAAGGGAGCACCUUAUUGGGAAAAACACAUCAUGAAAGAAUUUAAACUCGAUAAAGUAAAUUCAUAUACUAUAGUAAAAAACAUCCCUGAAAAUAAUCAAAGGCUAUGGAAAAUAAAAUACAUGAUUAAUAUAACACCUAUUACAUUUCCUAAUGGUUUUCCACAUGUCAAUGAUGUAACUUAUCUUCAAGAAAAUGGCGAAUUAAACAUUAUUAAAAAGGGUGCAAUUCACAAAGAGCAACUAGGUGCAUCCGACAAAUUCAGAAAUGAUCGACAACGCUUGGAUGGUGAUACUCUAAGACGACAUUCAAGACAAAAAUGGUUAACUGGUUGGGAUUCACCAUAAGCUUAAAUUUGUUUUAGAAGUAAAUAAUAAUAUGUUUUUUAAUAAAUGUUAUGUUAUGAUUUGA
Messenger RNA from Diabrotica virgifera virgifera (western corn rootworm), 721 nucleotides. RefSeq lists its product as uncharacterized. Lineage: Eukaryota; Metazoa; Arthropoda; Insecta; Coleoptera; Chrysomelidae. The record is from RefSeq and is a predicted model, not a curated record. Gene Ontology annotation, cellular component: mitochondrion; large ribosomal subunit. The coding region runs from base 127 to 657 and encodes 176 amino acids. Gene Ontology annotation, biological process: translation. Gene Ontology annotation, molecular function: structural constituent of ribosome. The transcript is spliced from 3 exons.